AACGGAGUUUAACCGGGUGCUCGCCCGACCGUGAGACGGGCGGGGCCGAGAACCAAACAAAGCCAACGUCUCCCGAGCGGCUGGGGGCGGGGCCGGCCAGUCGAGUCGAGCCUGCCGGGGCCCGAGCGCAGGCCUUCCGCCGAGUUGAUCUUACGGUUGCUGGUCGCUGUGGGCCGCGCGGUCUGCGGUCGGCCUGAGACGCGCGGUGCAAUGGCGACCUUUGUGAGCGAGCUGGAGGCGGCCAAGAAGAACUUGAGCGAGGCGCUGGGGGACAACGUGAAACAAUACUGGGCCAACUUGAAGCUGUGGUUCAAGCAGAAGAUCAGCAAGGAAGAGUUUGACCUUGAAGCCCACAGACUCCUCACACAGGACAACGUCCACUCUCACAAUGAUUUCCUCUUGGCCAUCCUCACGCGUUGUCAGAUUUUGGUUUCUACACCAGAGGGUGCUGGAUCUUUGCCCUGGACAGGGGGCUCUGCAGCCAAGCCUGGAAAACCCAAGGGCAAGAAAAAGCUUUCUUCUGUCCGUCAAAAAUUUGAUCAUAGAUUCCAGCCUCAGAACCCCCUCUCUGGAGCUCAGCAGUUUGUGGCAAAGGAUCCCCAGGAUGAUGAUGACUUGAAACUCUGUUCACACACGAUGAUGCUUCCCACACGGGGUCAGCUUGAAGGGAGGAUGAUCGUGACAGCCUAUGAGCACGGGCUGGACAACGUCACUGAGGAAGCUGUUUCUGCUGUCGUCUAUGCUGUGGAGAAUCAUCUCAAAGAUAUACUGACAUCAGUUGUAUCGAGAAGGAAAGCUUACCGGGUACGAGAUGGCCAUUUUAAAUACGCCUUUGGUAGUAACGUGACCCCACAACCAUACCUGAAGAAUAGUGUGGUGGCUUAUAACAACUUGGUUGAAGGCCCUCCAGCCUUUUCUGCUCCCUGUGCCAGUCAGAAUCCAGCUUCUCAGCCACACCCUGACGAUGCUGAACAGCAGGCGGCGUUCCUGUUGGCAUGCUCUGGGGACACUCUACCUGCGUCCUUACCUCCAGUGAACAUGUACGACCUUUUUGAAGCUCUGCAGGUGCACAGGGAAGUCAUUCCUACACAUACUGUGUAUGCCCUUAACAUCGAGAGGAUCGUCAUGAAACUCUGGCACCCCAGUCACGAAGAGCUACAACAAGACAAAGUCCAUCGCCAGCGCUUGGCAGCCAAAGAAGGACUUUUGCUCUGCUAAAUCAGGGAUGGAAGAUUUAGGACCAUCACUAAAUUAAUUGGUUGCUGAAAAUUGCAAGCUUUUGACUCCACAUUUCAAAACUGAAGUGUAUAAUGUAUGUGUGACCUUUCCUAUGGAAAUGUGAUGUUGAGUGCAUUUUGUGUUGCUACUGUGAAGCUAUUAAUAGAUGCCUGACUGAGGAUGACCUGGGUGUCUGUGUCCCCAGGCAUAGGAGCAGCCAUUCUUCUGUACCUGAAUAGGGAGACUGAGGCAACUCAGGUGUAGUGUCUCUGGUCAAUGGUAAGGUAGGUGACAUGCUAAAAUAAAGAUGCUGUUUGUAGCACAGUCCCUAUGGUUAGGGGGGCUGCAUGUUCAGUGAUGUAUGUGCUGUAUCUGACAGUGAAAAAAUCUGCUUUCCCUGAAGAACUAUACUCUGCAUAUUGGUGGAAUAACCUAAUGUUAGUCAGAAUCUCCUUUAGUGACUAGUUAGCAGCUAGGGAAGUUCCCAGGCAACCCACUGUUUUCACCCCAGAGAACAGGAUUUGGAUUUGUGGUGGUUUUUGUUGUUGUUGUUUUUUUUUCCCUUUUAAUACUCUAGUCCAAUUCUUAGAAUGCAGUUUUCCUUGUAAUUCAGUUGUUUUAGCUUUAGUGUGUCUAAAGGCUGGUGGACAAGCCUGUUAACCCUUUAGAAAUGUUUUCAUGAAAUCUUACAAACUGCUGAUUUUCAUAUUUCUACAAAAUGUUUUACUCUUUCAAGUGGUACUAUGAUCUUACAUUUGACAGUGUUACUGGUAACCAACUUGUUUUAAAGCGAUGUUACUUUUCAUUCAUGUAGUAUUGAUGGAUAAAUUAGAUGUACAGAUGGGUUAUCAGAGACCUAAGCAGUAGAUACAUGUAUUUUUGUGUGUUCCUAUAUCUGGAUCUGUGGAUUUGAUUUUGUAUUUUAAAUAUGACAAAUAAACAUUUUGGG
Messenger RNA from Microtus oregoni (creeping vole), 2167 nucleotides. It is a transcript of the gene Tada1, whose product is annotated as transcriptional adaptor 1. The record is from RefSeq and is a predicted model, not a curated record. Gene Ontology annotation, molecular function: transcription coactivator activity. The transcript is spliced from 8 exons. Bases 211 to 1218 code for a protein of 335 amino acids. NCBI's taxonomy places the organism in Eukaryota, Metazoa, Chordata, Mammalia, Rodentia, Cricetidae. Gene Ontology annotation, biological process: regulation of transcription by RNA polymerase II. Gene Ontology annotation, cellular component: SAGA complex.